Molecule: messenger RNA, 2420 nt
Organism: Aegilops tauschii subsp. strangulata
Lineage: Eukaryota; Viridiplantae; Streptophyta; Magnoliopsida; Poales; Poaceae
Source: RefSeq, a predicted model, not a curated record
CAAAUAGGAAAUCGUCAAAAAAUGUGGUAGGCAAGCUGUUAUGGCCGGUUUAGCUAGGCCCACCGGGCAAUCUUAGCCCACAAGUUAUCUUACGUUAAUUCUUAUGCAAGUUAUCUAGGUUAUAAAUAUAGGCUGUAAGACUCUUUUUGGAAUUAAGCAAUAAGAAUAAUAUUAUCUCUAUUGCCCGGCUCCCAGAGGAGCCGGAACCCUAGCCGCCUCUAACCCUAGCCGCCGCCGCCAUCCUCCUCCCACGUGACGGCGCCCAGCCGCCAGCGCGCCCGCUCAUCGCCGCGCCCUCCUCCAUCCUUCCCCUACAACCUACGGAGCAGGUCCGGUAGGAUCCCUGGUUCUACCAAUUUGGUAAUCAGAGACCAAAUUCAGAUCAUGUCGCUGCCACCACCACCGCCGACGCUGUCCAGCGGCUCCACCGCUCCGAUGACGACGGCGCCGCCCCUCACCGCGCCGAUGACAUCCGCCGCCGGGACCACCGCGCUGGCGGGCCACGUCUCCACCGCGGCCCCGCUCGCGCCGCCAUCCCCGGUCCCCUCCGCGCCACUGCCGUCUGCCGUCUUCACACCGGAGCAGGUCACGUCCAUCCUGCGGGAUCUCGUCACCGCCGUCGAGAGCCUUCACCUGCAGCAGCAGCAGUACGCGGCCGGGCCCUACGUGCCCCUACCAACGGCGCCCAUCGCGGCCUACGUCCACAUGCCGUGGCCGCCCCAGGGCGUUUCCGCUUACGGCGCCCCCCUGAUGCUGUCGUUCCAGGCGCCCCAACCGAACGGCCCACCGGCCGCCGCGGCGCCCCUCUGGCACUUGGCGCCGGCGCCAUCAGCAGCCCCCUGGCCGCUACAGCAGACGCCGCAGGCGGCGGCCACCGGACCUCUGCAGCCGCCGUUCUCCGUGCCAUCGCCGUCCUUGAUCAGUUCGGGGACAACCGCGCCGCCCGGCUUACCGCUCCAUCAGGUCCGGUUCCCGCCGUCCCCGUCUCCACUUCCAGCAUGGGCGGCUGCGUCUUCGCCAUCACCGGUCUACACCACGGCUGCCGCCGAGCCGACUCCGUUUCCGCAGUUCGGUGGGCCAUCCGGCUCCGCCGGCCACUACCCGGAGUACUCCGACCAGGCGCCCCCCGCCUCGCUGUUCCGCUCCUCCGAGCCAGUUCGGCAUGGCGGCCCGACACAGACACCGCCGCGGUUCGCCAAGAUCGACUUCGCCACUUAUGACGGCACGGAGGACCCCCUCAACUGGCUCAACCAGUGCGACCAGUUCUUUCGCGGGCAGCGCACCCUUGCAUCGGAAUGUACCUGGCUCGCCUCUUAUCACCUCCGCGGCGCGGCACAGACAUGGUACUACGCUCUCGAGCAGGACGAGGGCGCCAUGCCUCCUUGGGAGCGCUUCCACGAGCUCUGCCUCCUCCGCUUUGGGCCUCCGGUUCACGGGAGCCGCCUGGCGGAGCUCGGCCGCCUUCCCUUCACCUCCACGGUGCAGGACUAUGCCGACCGUUUCUAGGCCCUGCCUUGCCAUGCGUCGGGUGUGACGGCGCAGCAACGGGCCGACCUCUUUGUCGGUGGACUUCCGGAUCACAUCCGCGUGGAUGUGGAGCUUCGGGGACCCCAGGAUCUCCAGUCGGCCAUGUACUAUGCCCGCGCAUUCGAGCGCCGCGCGGUGGCCAUCCAGCAGGAAUCACCGUCCCGGACCGCUGGGUCGCUACCCGGGCCGGAUUCCGCGCAGGGUCGGCCUGCCCAGGCUUCUGCGGCACCCCUCGCCGCGACCGCGGCGCGCCCGUUCCGCCGGCUCACCUCAGCCGAGCUACUUGAGCGCUGCCGCCAAGGGUUGUGCUUCAACUGCGAUGAACCCUACACGCCCGGCCAUGCCUGCCCGCGACUCUUCUACCUGGAGGUUGCAGACUACAUUCCGGAGGAUCCCGUCGCCGCCGACCUGGCCGCCCCAGCUGUCAAGAAGGUGUUUGACGCUGGUUGAUCGCCUUGAGGAGUUCCGCAAGCGCUUCCCCACCUUACAGCUCGAGGACGAGCUGUUUGUGCAGGCAGGGAGAAGUGUUAUGGCCGGUUUAGCUAGGCCCACCGGGCAAUCUUAGCCCACAAGUUAUCUUAGGUUAAUUCUUAUGCAAGUUAUCUAGGUUAUAAAUAUAGGCUGUAAGACUCUUUUUGGAAUUAAGCAAUAAGAAUAAUAUUAUCUCUAUUGCCCGGCUCCCAGAGGAGCCGGAACCCUGGCCGCCUCUAACCCUAGCCGCCGCCGCCAUCCUCCUCCCACGCGACGACGCCCAGCUGCCGGCGCGCCCACUCAUCGCCGCGCCCUCCUCCAUCCUUCCCCUACAACCUACGGAGUAGGUCCGGUAGGAUCCCUGGUUCUACCACAAGCCAACAUGCAAGAGUACCCAAAUUUACUUUAUUUUAUUUUGAAAA